AUGGGGGAAGGACGGGGACUGAAUGUUAAUCGCAUCCUGAGUGAGUGUGCGAGAACACAGCGAGUGUGUGAGUCCCUCACGCUCUGGCUCCUGCAAGCCGUGGCCGCUGCCUGCCGCUGCCGCUGCCGCUACCCGCCACCCUCCGCCCGCGCCCGCCCGCCCGCAGCCUCCUCGGCCACCAGCGCCCUGUUGAGGGGUAUCGGCCUGGGUGGCCGGCAGAGGGGGGCACCCCAGGUGGGUGGAGGGGGAUCCCCAUGGGGUCAGGCCGCAAGAGGACACCCCAACAGCCUCCGCAAUGUCCGGGGCCCAACUUCCAGCGCAACAUGUGUAGCCUCAUCCUUGCCUAGCCUGGUGGCCGCAACCUUGGGGGACAGGGCAGGGCAGAACCAAGAAGAGGAGGGACAGAGCCGGGACAGGCAAAAGGUCCCCGCCACUGCCGCCUGCGCUGCUGCCGCUGCUGCCGCUGCUGCUGCUGCUGCUGCUGCUGCCUCGCUGCCGCCCUGGGCCUGGCCCCCAACCAGCUCCCCAACACUCCACGGAAUCUUUGGGUCUCUGGACACUGGUUCCGGUCCUGGCCCCCCAGCAAUCCCCCCCACAGAACAGGGUCAUGAAAAGGAGAAGGGCUCCACCUUCCUGCAGCUCGGCUCCUCCACAGAGCAGCAGCUGCAGGUCAUUUUUGAGGUGCUGGAGGAGUACGACUGGACAUCCUUUGUGGCAGUGACCACCCGUGCCCCCGGCCAUCGGGCCUUCUUGUCAUACAUCGAGGUGCUGACUGAUGGCAGCCUGGUGGGCUGGGAGCAUCGAGGAGCGUUGACCCUGGACCCCGGGGCUGGUGAGGCGGUCCUGGGCGCACAGCUCCGGAGCGUCAGCGCGCAGAUCCGCCUGCUCUUCUGUGCCCGCGAGGAAGCAGAGCCUGUUUUCCGGGCCGCAGAAGAGGCUGGCCUCACUGGGCCUGGCUACGUCUGGUUCAUGGUGGGACCCCAGCUGGCUGGAGGCGGGGGCUCCGGGGUCCCUGGGGAGCCCCUUCUUCUGCCAGGAGGCGCCCCACUGCCUGCGGGGCUGUUCGCAGUGCGCUCUGCUGGCUGGCGUGACGACUUGGCACGUCGAGUGGCUGCUGGUGUGGCGGUGGUGGCCAGAGGCGCCCAAGCCCUGCUGCGAGACUAUGGCUUCCUGCCUGAGCUGGGCCAUGACUGCCGCGCCCAGAAUCGCACCCACCGCGGGGAGAGUCUGCACAGGUACUUCAUGAACAUCACCUGGGAUAACCGAGACUACUCCUUCAAUGAAGAUGGCUUUCUGGUGAACCCUUCACUGGUGGUCAUCUCCCUCACCAGAGACAGGACAUGGGAAGUGGUGGGCAGCUGGGAACAGCAGACCCUCCGCCUCAAGUACCCGCUAUGGUCCCGCUACGGCCGCUUCCUGCAGCCAGUGGAUGACACACAGCACCUCACUGUGGCCACGUUGGAGGAGAGACCCUUUGUCAUUGUGGAGCCAGCAGACCCCAUCAGCGGCACUUGCAUUAGAGACUCAGUCCCCUGCCGGAGCCAGCUCAACCGUACCCACAGCCCUCCGCCUGACGCCCCCCGCCCGGAGAAGCGGUGUUGCAAGGGUUUCUGCAUCGACAUUCUGAAGAGGCUGGCGCACACCAUCGGGUUCAGCUACGACCUCUACCUGGUCACGAACGGCAAGCAUGGCAAGAAGAUCGAUGGUGUCUGGAAUGGCAUGAUUGGUGAGGGUCAGGCUUUGCCCAGCGCUGGCCUCUGUGCCCUGAGCGGCUUCCCUUGCCAACUCCUCGAUCCACCCCAGGUGUUCUAUCAGCGUGCGGACAUGGCCAUCGGCUCUCUUACCAUCAAUGAGGAGCGGUCCGAGAUCGUGGACUUCUCCGUCCCCUUUGUAGAGACGGGCAUCAGCGUCAUGGUGGCACGCAGCAAUGGCACUGUAUCCCCCUCUGCCUUCCUGGAGCCCUACAGCCCCGCUGUGUGGGUGAUGAUGUUCGUCAUGUGCCUCACCGUGGUUGCCGUCACCGUUUUCAUCUUUGAGUACCUCAGUCCUGUGGGCUAUAACCGCAGCCUGGCCACAGGCAAACGCCCUGGUGGUUCGACCUUCACCAUUGGGAAGUCCAUCUGGCUGCUGUGGGCCCUGGUGUUCAACAACUCGGUGCCGGUGGAGAAUCCUCGGGGCACCACCAGCAAGAUCAUGGUUCUGGUGUGGGCCUUCUUUGCCGUCAUCUUUCUCGCCAGCUACACAGCCAACCUGGCCGCCUUCAUGAUCCAGGAGGAGUACGUGGACACCGUGUCCGGGCUCAGUGACCGAAAGUUCCAGCGGCCCCAGGAGCAAUACCCACCCCUGAAGUUUGGGACGGUGCCCAACGGAUCCACGGAGAAGAAUAUCCGCAGCAACUACCCUGAUAUGCACAGCUACAUGGUGCGAUACAACCAGCCGAGAGUGGAGGAGGCCCUCACACAGCUCAAGGCAGGGAAACUGGACGCCUUCAUCUAUGACGCAGCAGUGCUCAACUACAUGGCCCGCAAGGAUGAGGGCUGCAAGCUGGUCACCAUCGGCUCCGGCAAGGUCUUCGCCACCACUGGUUAUGGCAUCGCCCUGCACAAGGGCUCCCGCUGGAAGCGGCCCAUCGACCUGGCGCUGCUGCAGUUCCUGGGGGACGAUGAGAUUGAGAUGCUGGAGCGGCUGUGGCUUUCCGGGAUCUGCCACAAUGACAAAAUCGAGGUGAUGAGCAGCAAGCUGGAUAUCGACAACAUGGCAGGUGUCUUCUACAUGCUCCUCGUGGCCAUGGGCCUCUCCUUGCUGGUCUUCGCUUGGGAACAUCUGGUGUACUGGCGCCUGCGGCAUUGCCUGGGGCCCACCCACCGCAUGGAUUUCCUGCUGGCCUUCUCCAGGGGCAUGUACAGCUGCUGCAGCGCCGAGGCUGCUCCACCGCCUGCCAAGCCUCCGCCCCCGCCGCAGCCGCUGCCCAGCCCCGCAUACCCCACCGCGCGUCCGCCCCCUGGCCCUGCGCCUUUCGUGCCCCGAGAGCGUGCAGCCGCCGACCGCUGGCGCCGGGCCAAGGGCCCCGGGCCUCCGGGGGGCGCAGCGCUGGCCGACGGCUAUCACCGAUAUUAUGGUCCCAUCGAGCCGCAGGGGCUGGGCCUUGGCGAGGCGCGCGCGGCACCCAGAGGCGCGGCCGGACGCCCGCUGUCCCCAUCCACCACACAGCCCCCGCAGAAGCCCCCACCCUCCUACUUCGCCAUCGUGCGCGACCAGGAGGCGGCCGAGCCCCCCGCCGGAGCCUUCCCCGGCUUCCCAUCCCCGCCCCUGCCCACUGCACCGCACCGGAGACACCGGGGCGGGGACCUGGGCACGCGCAGGGGCUCGGCGCACUUCUCCAGCCUGGAGUCCGAGACUGUGCCCCGACCAGACUGUGACCCUUACGUCAGACUUCGAUGA
Molecule: messenger RNA, 3441 nt
Organism: Peromyscus maniculatus bairdii (prairie deer mouse)
Lineage: Eukaryota; Metazoa; Chordata; Mammalia; Rodentia; Cricetidae
Source: RefSeq, a predicted model, not a curated record